CAAAAGCAACCGUCGCGUCCCACCAUGAUCGAAGUUCUUAUUUUCAAUUUCAACCCACAAACUACGCCAGUGAAAGGAAAAGCAAUCCUGAGUUCGCCGUGCGGUAAUUACGAAAAUGAGCCACCUGUUGACUAGGUUAGCACUAAGGCGUUUGGUUGCCGGCGGUAACUGUGGCCGGUACCUGCCGUCGUCGCUGUCAGUGACUCCCGGAGCUGCAGGGGCGACGAUGGCGGUUGUGAAGCCGUGGGAUGACGUUGCUGUGGCUAGGGGCCAAGGUUUGGGGGCUUUGGUUGGUCAGUGGAGGAGGAUGGUGAGCUCGGUACCGGAGCAUGCAGCCCCGCCAGAGAAGGAGAAGAAAGAGAGUGGUGAAGCUGCGGUGAUGGGAGAAAAGAACGACGAAAUGAUGGUUUCAAGUUAUUGGGGCAUUUCUAAGAAAAAGAUCGUCAGAGAAGAUGGCUCUGAUUGGCCUUGGAACUGCUUCAUGCCUUGGGAAACAUACCAUUCCAACUUGACAAUUGAUCUGAAGAAGCAUCACAAGCCCAAAAAUUUUAUUGACAAAGUUGCUUUCAGGACUGUGAAGAUUCUUAGAAUUCCUACGGAUAUUUUUUUCCAGAGGAGGUAUGGCUGUCGUGCAAUGAUGCUUGAAACUGUGGCUGCUGUUCCUGGUAUGGUGGGAGGGAUGCUGUUGCACCUGAGGUCUUUGCGCAAGUUUGAGCAAAGUGGCGGCUGGAUCAAGGCAUUACUUGAAGAAGCUGAGAAUGAGAGGAUGCACCUAAUGACCAUGGUAGAGCUUGUGAAACCCAAAUGGUAUGAAAGGCUGCUGGUUCUUGCUGUUCAGGGAGUCUUCUUCAAUGUUUUUUUUGUGCUUUACGUUCUAUCUCCCAAGCUGGCGCACAGAAUUGUCGGGUAUCUGGAAGAAGAAGCUAUACACUCUUAUACAGAAUUUCUGACGGAUAUUAAUAGUGGGGCAAUUGAGAAUGUUCCAGCUCCUGUUAUUGCAAUUGACUACUGGAGACUGCCUAAGGAUGCAACCCUGAAAGAUGUUGUUACUGUUAUCCGUGCAGAUGAAGCCCACCAUCGGGACGUUAACCAUUUUGCUUCUGAUAUUCAUUUCCAAGGGAAGGAGUUAAGAGAGGCACCAGCUCCACUUGGUUACCGCUGAUAUCAGUCAUGUUCUCAUACGGUCAGAAUUGGAAUAUCCUAUGGUCUAUGCGCGCUAUACAUGCUCAAUUGCUUUCUUGAAUAAACCAGUUUUAGAAAUUUUGUUAGUUAUAUAUUUCAUAUGUGGUGUGUAUAUCAUGUAUAUGUAUGCGUGUGCGCGCCUUGAAAAUGCACUUGUCUUGCUCUGCCCCGCUUCUUUUCAGUUGGACGUUGUAUGAAUGAGGAAGUAAAUGUAGUCAAAACUGCAUGAUUUUUGUGGGCUGGAAAAGAUGCGUAUGAUCAAAAUUUUGCCAAGUAGUCUCUAUGGUUUUUUCGGAACAAAUGGUCCUAGUACACACUAAUAUUUUGAAUCUAA
This is a messenger RNA of Coffea arabica (coffee), 1516 nucleotides long. Its product is annotated as ubiquinol oxidase, mitochondrial. Gene Ontology annotation, molecular function: alternative oxidase activity. Gene Ontology annotation, cellular component: mitochondrion. Lineage: Eukaryota; Viridiplantae; Streptophyta; Magnoliopsida; Gentianales; Rubiaceae. The record is from RefSeq and is a predicted model, not a curated record. Gene Ontology annotation, biological process: alternative respiration.